CUACAAGACAGUAGCGACGAGUGAGGGUGACGACCGUGCGAGUUGUAGGCCUCUAUCGUCCCCUCUCCCUUUCGCGCCAUCAAUCCUGUGCCUCCUCCGUCCUCACUGCAACAAAUCGCGCUCGUCCCAACCAGAUCCCCCGGGGUCUUGUCCGCUGCCGUGAUCCGCCGCAGGUGGCGGAAGCCAUGUCCGACGCGGACGCGGCCGGCAGCAAGGAGGCGCCGAGAUGCGACUACUGCAUGGGCCUGCCGGCCGUGGUGUACUGCCGGGCCGACUCCGCGAGGCUGUGCCUGCCGUGCGACCGCCACGUGCACGGCGCCAACACGGUGUCCACCCGCCACGCCCGGGCGCCGCUCUGCGCCAGGUGCCGCGCAGCCGCCGCCACCGCCGUCGCGUCCCCCCGCGGCGGCGGCGGCGGCUUCGUCUGCGCCGACUGCUACUGCUUGGAGAAGGAGGACGAGGAGAAGGGGGAGGAGCACCGGGACCCGCGGCCGCUCCACCACGACCAUGACGCGGUGGAAGAGUACGCCGGGUGCCCUUCGAUCGCCGAGCUCGCGGCCAUCCUCGGCGUCGCCGGGUACGACGAGAAGGCGGCGGCGGCGGGCGGGGACGUCGGUUGGUGGUCCACCUGGGAGGAGCCCCAGGUGGUGUGCUUGGAGGACGUGGUCGUUCCUACCACAUCUUGUCAUGGCCUCCAUCCGCUCCUCGCACCGCCGUCCCCAAAGAACCGGAGCUCCGGCGGUGAGCUGGCUGACGUGGUAAUCCGGCAGCUGGAGGAGCUCGCCAAGUCGGAGGCGGCGGCCGUGGCGGCGUCUUACGCGGAGCUGGAGCCGGGUGACGGCGAGCAGCUGCCUCCAUGGGCGUCGCCGGAGCUCGACAUUGGAGCCGCCGCAGACUUCGGGGCUCUCGACGCUGCUGACGCUGACGCCGCCUGGCAUGAUGCAGCGACCAUGGCUUUCGCAGCAGUGCCUUCCCACGAGGAGCAGGAGGCGUGGAUCGCGACCGCCUGUGACGUCGACGCGCGCCGGGCGGAGGUGGAGGUGGAGGAGGCGCGCGAGCAGGCUGCUCCGGCGCCGGACGAGCCGUGCCUGUCCUCGUUCGUGGACAUGUCGGAGAUCUUCCCCGCCAGCGUCACGCUCAGCAGCGGCGGCGACGUGGACAAUAGCGGCAACAAGCCAGACGAGGAAACGGCCCCGCGACCGCAGCUGUUGGCCACGACGGCGCUGGUGCCGGUGACGGAAAAGAAGGGCGGCUACGACGUGGCCCACCCCGACCGCGGCACGGUGAUCUCGCGCUACAAGGAGAAGCGGAAGAACAGGAGGUUCGGCAAGCAGAUCCGGUACGAGUCGCGCAAGGCCCGCGCUGACGGCCGGAUGCGGAUCAAGGGGCGGUUCGCCAAGUCCGGCGAGGUCUGAGACACUACUCCCCCGAUCGAUCCGGAGGAGUAGGGGGACCGUGGCGUGGCCCGUGCCUCGCUCGCUCUACCAGGGCGACAGCGCAGCAUGUGCUUCUCGUCUCGUCUCGUGGGUUGCUUGGUUGGUUUGGUGUUGCAGGUCGGUCGCUGCUCGCACGUGUUGUUGCCGCCGGCCGGUCGCUCGCGAGGACGGCGAUACUUCACUGUCCUCCUCUCUCUGUGCAGCAGAAAUAAAUCCACGACGUACUGUAGUGCACUGUACUACUUACUAGUCUGCGUUGAGUACAUUCGGCUUCCUUGGCUGGCUGGCCCUGACCUAUGUUGUCGUCGUCUACUCUUGCACAUUCAGCUCCGAUCCACCACCAAGUUUCAUCUCGAUUU
Molecule: messenger RNA, 1795 nt
Organism: Zea mays
Lineage: Eukaryota; Viridiplantae; Streptophyta; Magnoliopsida; Poales; Poaceae
Source: RefSeq